AUGGAAGAACUUUGAGUGAAAGACAGAUGAGCUCUGCUUCAGCAUGGAUGCUAUUAUGGUUGACGGGGAGCCUGAUAAAGCUUCACAUCAUGGUGAGAUCAGAGACUCUCAGGGACCCUCAACUGUGGUAACAAACAAUGAUGAGUCUCAUGUGCUGACUCCAGGAAAGAUGAGCCAGCGUCAGGGAAAAGAAGGGUAUCUUACUCCAACCAAAGAACUAUUCCAGCCAUCACUCAGUCCAGGAACAGCCCAUAGCCAUGCCAUCUCAAUUUGUCUUGAAGGUUUUGACAGAGGAAAGGAGGACACAUUGCAGAGUAAAGAUGAUUCCACACAGUCAAUGUCAAAAAGCAAGUCAGAAUCUAAGCUUUAUAAUGGCUCUGAGAAGGAGAUUGCAGCCGCCACCACCUCUUCCUCUACAAUCAAACUUACAAAGAAGGAGUCUCUUAAGGUUCAAAAGAAAAAUUACAGGGAAGAGAAGAAAAGAGCCACAAAAGAAUUACUGAGCACAAUUACAGACCCAUCAGUUAUAGUUAUGGCUGACUGGUUGAAGAUCCGUGGUACACUGAAAAGCUGGACCAAACUUUGGUGUGUGCUGAAACCUGGAGUAUUGCUCAUUUAUAAAACCCCUAAAAAUGGCCAGUGGGUGGGAACAGUACUUCUGAACGCUUGUGAACUCAUUGAACGGCCUUCGAAAAAGGAUGGAUUUUGUUUCAAACUUUUCCAUCCUUUGGAGCAAUCUAUCUGGGCUGUUAAAGGACCUAAAGGUGAAGCUGUUGGCUCGAUAACACAGCCAUUACCCAGCAGUUACUUGAUCAUCCGAGCAGCUUCAGAAUCAGAUGGUAGGUGUUGGAUGGAUGCAUUGGAACUAGCUUUGAAAUGUUCAAGUUUGCUGAAGCGUACUAUGAUUAGAGAAGGCAAAGAACAUGAGCUGAACUCAUCAACAGACGUUCCACACGUCUCUCUCUAUGGCCUCUUGCGUGCAAACAAUGUACAUAGCGGUGAAAACUUCCCGUUAAAUGACAGUGAAAUGGAAAGGCAUCAUUUUAAAGAUCCAGAUUUGUAUUCUGAUAAAUCAGAUAAGGAAAAUGAUCAUGAUCGUGAUGAGUCAGACAAUGAUGGCUUGGGGGAAAGUGACUCUGACACUUCAGAACGACAGGAUGACUCAUACAUUGACCCGGAACCUGAUCAUGUCAAGGAAACAACUUAUUUGGAAGAGGCUCAUGAAGAACUUGGGGAGGCAGGGGAAGCAUCUCAAACUGAAACUGUAUCAGAAGAGAACAAGAGUUUGAUCUGGACAUUACUAAAGCAAGUACGUCCAGGAAUGGACCUCUCCAAGGUGGUGCUACCUACAUUUAUUUUGGAAACACGUUCUUUCUUGGACAAACUCUCUGACUAUUACUAUCAUGCAGACUUCUUAUCUGAGGCUGCCCUUGAAGAGAAUGCUUACAAACGUAUGAAGCAAGUUGUGAAAUGGUAUUUGUCAGGAUUCUACAAGAAGCCAAAGGGACUAAAAAAACCCUAUAAUCCUAUACUUGGUGAGACCUUCCGUUGUUUGUGGAUUCAUCCAAGGACCAAUAGCAAGACUUUUUAUAUUGCUGAACAGGUGUCUCAUCAUCCUCCAAUAUCUGCCUUCUAUGUAAGCAACCGAAAAGAUGGAUUUUGCCUUAGUGGUAAUAUUUUGGCCAAAUCCAAAUUUUAUGGAAAUUCUUUAUCUGCCAUUCUGGAUGGUGAAGGUCGACUGAUGUUCCUAAAUAGAGGAGAGGAAUAUGUAAUGACAAUGCCAUAUGCACAUUGUAAAGGAAUUCUGUAUGGAACAAUGACUUUAGAGCUUGGGGGAACAGUCAGCAUUGCAUGUGAAAAAACUGGGUACAGUGCUGCCCUUGAAUUCAAACUAAAGCCAUUUUUAGGCAACAAUGACAGUGUUAAUCAAAUACUGGGGAAAAUUAAACUAGGCAAAGAAGUUUUGGCUACUCUAGAGGGCCAUUGGGACAGUGAAGUUAUUAUUAGGGAUAAAAAGACAGAUGUUUCAGAGACAUUCUGGAAUCCAACACCUGAAAUCAGACAGCACAGAUUAAGAAGAUACACAGUGAAGUUUGAGGAGCAAAGUGACUUUGAAUCAGAGAAACUUUGGCAACAUGUGACCCGUGCUAUAAAUAACAAAGACCAAGAAGAAGCAACGCAGGAGAAAUGUGUUUUGGAGGAAGCUCAGAGAAAAGCUGCCAAAGAAAGGAAAAACCACGAUGAAGAGUGGAUAUGCAGACUUUUUGAGCAAGAUUCACUCACAGGAGAAUGGAAUUACAAAUAUGCAGAUACAAGACCAUGGGAUCCACUCAACGAUAUGAUACAGUUCGAAAAAGACGGUGCCAUUCAGACAAAAGUUAGACAUCGGACACCAAUGGUUAGUGUUGCGAAAAUUAAGAGGUCUGCUACGUCAAAGAAGGGAGAGUGUGGCUUCUCUUCACCAGAACCUGAUAAUCAGGACUCCUCUGGAAGUGAAGCACAACUGAAGCACAGUACAAGAAUCCGGAAGAAAAUGGUAGACCUUGGAGAACUGCAAAGUGCCAUUGAAUCUAUACGGGAGACUCAGGAAGAAAUUAGAAGGGACAUCACGGCUCUGCGAACCCGAAUGACUUCAAGCUCACCAACUCAAGAUAAUUUUUUUCAGUUCAAGCAUUAUGUCUUCAUUUUGCUCAUGAUUCUCCUGCAGCUUAUCAUUAAUUACUGGUUUAAAUAGAAUGCCUGGGUAGAAGAAUACAUAGGAUGGGAAUGAUUAUACUCUUCUGGGACCAUAUUUUAAGCUUGGAUUGACUUCAAAUUAUGCAAUAUUAUCCAAAAGAGAAAAGACCAGAGAGUAAGAUUUAGGCCUUUGUUUUAAACAGUUGUGCUCACAUGGAGCAACAUCUGUUAAUAUUCCGUCCUAGCCAGAUAACAUGGACAAUACAUAUGUGCCAGUAAUUUACUCUUUGUGACUGUCAAAUGCCGGAUACCUGCCUUGCAUAUUGCAGUAUGUUGUAUGCUACAGUGAUAUACACCAGUGCAGAAACUGUCAGAUUGGUAAUUCAAAGACAUCCCCACCAGUGAUGUUGACAACACUAAGUUUAAUAGAAACUGUGAUGCCGGUUCAUUAGGAAAUGUGUGGUGAUGUCAACUUGAGCUAUUCAGUCUUAGAGAGAAUAAUUUUUUCAGCUGGUCAUUGCCAUUAAAAGGCAGUAGAUUACCAGUCCUGUCAGCGUUUCAGAAAUCCUGUGACAUUUCAGUAACUUGCUCCUUAGCUGUGGUUAUCCUUUAUGAAAAUUAACUUCUGUUGGUAGUACUAACUGGUUCAGAAGAUGCAACAAAAUGACAGUUUGGAAAAGCUUGCUGAUAGGUUUGUGAGCCCAGUAGCACUUUUAUCCACUUCUUUCUAAACAUCAGUUCCUCAUGACAAAUUUAAAACUUUUUUAAAAAAUCUGGACUCUUCAGAGACAGUUUACAAUUAAAUGUAGGGACAUAGAUGUAGUGGCUUCAGUUUGGGUGGAGCAAGGAUAAGCUCUGUUGGGUGACAAGAGUUUCUGGAUAGUACAUGAAACUCUUGCUAACUUUAAACAGCUUUAUACAUUCAAUAUGAACAAGGGGCUUACCAGGCCACUGUCAGCCAUAUGAAGGUAAUUAUUUCUUUAUUGCUGUGCUUUUAAUAUACAGCUUAACUUCAGGAACGGCUUCCAGUGGCAGUUAGUUUGCCACUGCAUGCCCAGUUACUAACAAUUGCUUUGACUUGUCUGAGGUCAUAACAAACCAGCUUGUUCUUAAGAGGCGGAAAUACAGAUUUGCUGUUAUAGACACUUCUGUAACUGAAAACACAUCUUAGGAAAUCCAACUGGAUUGUUUAAAAAAUUAAAUUCCAAAAAACAAAUCAGUGUAAACCCAAGUGCUAUUCCUACUACCUUGUUUGUCCACAUGGUAUAUAUAUUAAUUUUUGAUGCAUGGCGAAUAACAGGUAGUUCAUAUUUGUUAUUCAUGUACUUGCAUAGUGUAUAUAAUCCUUCUCACUAAAAUGUGUAUGUUGUACAGUUGGUCAGUUUAAAAUCAAAUCAUUUUACCUAAAGUGGAGUAUAUAGCAAUAGAAAUAAUAAUGUAGUUAGAGGUGUCUUUCUUGAUUCAUAUUUGCCUAUUCAAGCCUGUCUUCUAAUCUUACCUGUUUAUACUGCCUUGUAGAUGUCUUGCCAAAACUUUCUCUUUAAGGAUCAUCUGUAAAUACACAAAGCAACUGACUUUCAACAUGGCAGGCUAUGAUGGGGUUUCCAAGGUGCCAUGCAAGCAGAGAUUUAACAUGGUUGUACAUUUCAAUCGAUGCAGCCAUGAUCCAGAUGCUUUGCAGAGGGGCUGAGAUACUGUCCAUACUUGAUGAUAUAUUGAUGGGGGAAAAGAGGAUAGCAUAUUGAGUUAGCAAAAGAUUUGGGCAACAUUAGCACCAACAGAUAGCUAGCUAUAAGAUGAACAGAUUUGUCUUUCAAUUUCAUACUGAUUUGUAAAGACUUGGAAAAUUGGCAGUACAUACUGAAAAAACCAUUGGUCAAAACUGUUACAUUUUACUUUCCUGCAAAAGACUGUGACCCCCUUUGCAAAUGUAGAGGCACACUGUGUUCUCUUUCUGCCUGCUUGCUCAUAUGUUUUACUUAAUUCUUGUAUGAGAUGGAGCUCCAAAAUGUAUUCAGUUGCUUUCUUCUUUCAGGUGUUUCUAUUUUAGGAAGCUUUUUAGUCACAGUUAAAUCACAGCAGUCUAAUCUAGUCCUGUUUCAAAUACAGAAAAGCACAGCUCUUAAAAGCCUGAAUUCCUACUUUGCUCCUUUAUAUUAAUUCCUCAUGUGAGCAGAAAAAAGGAAUUUAUUGCCUGAGUACUUUUUAUAUGAUUGAUUGUGGGUCUAGUUUAUGAAAUGUUUCUUCAUAUAUGAUAUUUAGCCAUGUGUAUAUGAUCUUAAAUUCUUUCAGGUAGACUGUUUUCCACAUAUAGAUGUCUAAAAAAUAAAACUGUGACUGUACAGUUCAUAGGAUUUUGAGGGAGGUAGCUUCCCUGCUGACUCUUCGCAUUUAAAACCAAGCACUUGCUUUCUCACUUUUAUUUUUUGUUCUUCCUUGUACAUAAAUAGAAAAUACUCAUAACUGCUUGUUGUUGCCAUGUUUAUGGCUAUAUAUUUAAAAUAAAUGCACUAUAAGCCUUUAAUAUGCCAUGUAACCAUUAACCUAUCUAAAAUUCAAGUUAAUUUAAGUAUGUUGUGUGUGAAGAAGAAACUAGACUUCUGGCAAUACAUAAUGUUUCUUGUAUUCCGUACGUUGGUUUAAUUCAACUGUUAGAGAUCCCUUAUAAGGGUACAGCAUGCUUGCUUUUUUAUUAAAGGUUCGUUCUGACAGCGUACCUGUACAAUGAAUCAAAUACUUUAACACUUCACUGCCCUCCUGUGCCUUUGGAAAAAUCUUCUUGCCAAUUCAAAGUUAAUGAAAUAAAAUGAGAAUUAAAUACGUUUGUCUUGUCUACCUUGAUAGUAGCCUUUUGCUUUUCAAGGCUCUUGCUCCUUCGUGCUUUUUAUCCUGUUGUAAAUAAAACACCUAACUGCUGUACUCUUAUAAGAGUGACUACUGUGUUUCAACUUGUACUCUCGGUUCUGGGGUGUCUUUGAAGAGUAGGCCAUCAGAUACUUGAGUAUUGUAACAGUGCCUUGAUGGAGCUCACACAGGAGGUGUGUGUAUAUAUAAAGAUGCUGUCAAGCUUGUGCCAUAUCUGUUCAUCAACCUCCGUGGAAACUGUUAUUUCCAAUAUUAUCAGUUAAACCUUUCCAAAAAGAUGUGGUAGGGUGUCCCCCCCCCCCAGUAAUUAGUAAUGGCUGAAUCCAACAUGAUCUCCAAAUUAUGGAGUGUGUAUUUUUGUAUAGUGAAGCUGCAAUGCUUUGUUUGUGAUACUACAGAAAUAGCCAUAAUAAAACCAUAACAUCACAGACAGAUUAUUUUGGCUUCACUUUGUUUUCUGUAAGAAAAUCAAUUGUGAACAAACGUGUGUGUGGGAUGAGGGGAGAAGAAUGACUCUGAAGAGUGAAAGACAGUAAGGUAGUUCAACGACUGCUGAAACUUGGGGAAAUUAUUACUUCUACCCUAAUCAAAUAGCUUCCUUGAACCAAGAAGCACAUUUAAGGAGUUUAAAAUUUCUAUGCUUUGGCUAAAACUUGGAAACCACUUUUUAAAAUGUAUAGCCUUCCACUAUUCUUGAACUCCACAUUAUUGAAUUUCACACAGUUCCCUCAAAUGUAUUUUUAUCCUCCCCCCUUCCUUUUUUAAAAACUUUUGCUUGGAGUUUUGUACUGUUACAUAUUUUUUAACUGAAAAUGGGCUGUUGUACUAAAACUGUACAGGACCAGUGUUCAAUGCAUACAAUAUAUGUAAAAGUCAGAAGUUAAGACAUAAGAUGAAUGUGAAUGCACUUAUUUAAAUAUAUGUUGGAAAACUGAUUCCUGUAAGUUUUAUGUCUGCAUAUCAUGUAAAAUAGCAUUGACCGUCACAUUAUUGCACUGUGGUGUGUUUUUGUUUGUUUAAAUCAUGCUGCCUGCAGUAUGAUAAGAAAAACCAGUAAUUUAUUUGAAAGAACUGGAAAUUGUGUGUCGCAUGCAUAAUUGUACAGUUGAGUCAACAACUUAACUAAAAGGCCAUUUGUAAAUUAAAGUAGUACCACUGGUCAUAGUUUUGUACAAUAAAAAAACCAGAAUAAAA
Molecule: messenger RNA, 6735 nt
Organism: Gekko japonicus
Lineage: Eukaryota; Metazoa; Chordata; Lepidosauria; Squamata; Gekkonidae
Gene: OSBPL8
Product: oxysterol binding protein like 8
Exons: 23
Coding region: 44-2734 (896 amino acids)
Cellular component (GO): membrane; intracellular membrane-bounded organelle; cytosol
Molecular function (GO): cholesterol binding
Source: RefSeq, a predicted model, not a curated record